Messenger RNA from Phragmites australis (common reed), 2207 nucleotides. RefSeq names its product probable serine/threonine-protein kinase WNK3. Gene Ontology annotation, biological process: protein phosphorylation; intracellular signal transduction. The transcript is spliced from 6 exons. The coding region runs from base 251 to 1900 and encodes 549 amino acids. NCBI's taxonomy places the organism in Eukaryota, Viridiplantae, Streptophyta, Magnoliopsida, Poales, Poaceae. The record is from RefSeq and is a predicted model, not a curated record. Gene Ontology annotation, cellular component: cytoplasm. Gene Ontology annotation, molecular function: protein serine/threonine kinase activity; ATP binding.
CCCAAGAUAUACUCAUAUAUUUAAGCCGAGCAACUCUCCUGCCCUCGAGAUCCCACACUGCAUGCCACGCAGCCUCUUUCUCACCUGUACGAGAGAGAGAGAGAGAGAGAGAGAGAGAUUUGAGGUUCAUGCAUGCAUAGUUGGGAGGAGCUGGAAUAAAUGCAGGAAAUGUUUGAGCAAGUGAGGCUAUGGUUAUUUGCUUGUGUGUGAUCUGAAGGUGGAGGUGCAGCGAAGUGCAGUGCGGCAGAGGAUGAUGGGAGCUCUGCAUGUGCAGAGCAAUGGUGAUGAUGGUGGUGACAGGUUCUUCCCUGACCUUGGGUAUGCAGAGGUUGAUCAUUCAGGGAGAUAUGGCAGGUACGAUGAGAUUCUUGGCAAGGGCUCCUCAAAGACUGUGUACAGGGGGUUCGAUGAGCACCGGGGCAUGGAGGUGGCGUGGAACCAGGUGCAGCUGCACGACUUCCUGCGUAGCCCCGGCGAGCUGGAGCGCCUCUACAGUGAGAUCCACCUGCUCAAGUCCCUCCGCCACCGCGCCGUCAUGCGCCUCCACGCCUCCUGGGUCGACGCCCCACGCCGUGCCGUCAACUUCGUCACCGAGCUCUUCACCUCCGGCACACUCCGGCAGUACCGGCAGAAGCACCGGAGAGUCAGCGCGGCGGCGAUCAAGCACUGGUGCCGGCAAAUCCUGGAAGGCCUCGCGUACCUGCACAGCCACGGCAUCAUCCACCGGGACCUCAAGUGCGAUAACAUCUUCGUCAACGGCAGCCAGGGCCAGGUCAAGAUCGGCGACCUCGGCCUCGCCGCCGUCCGCCGCCGCACCUCGCCCCACGCCGCCCACUGCGUAGGCACGCCGGAGUUCAUGGCGCCGGAGGUGUACGCGGAGGCAUACGACGAGCUCGCCGACGUCUACUCCUUCGGCAUGUGCGUCCUAGAGAUGUUCACCCUCGAGUACCCCUACAGCGAGUGCGCACACCCCGUGCAAAUCUACAAGAAAGUCACCUCCGGUAUAAAGCCGGCGGCUUUGCACAAGGUGAAAGAUCCCGCGGUGCGGCGGUUCAUCGACAAGUGCUUGGCGCCGGCGUCGCGGCGGCCAACAGCGAUCGAGCUGCUCAACGAUCUUUUCCUGCAGAUUGAAGACGAUUGCUUCUGUUAUGGAGUUGGGGACUACAGAGCGAUGUACAAUUACCUGCACCAGCCUGAUUGCCUGGACCACCACCAUGCCGGCAGCAACGGCUCCACGGCGAGCAACGGGGUGUCCAAUGGCGGUGCCGUCGUCAAAGACGGCGACAGAUGGGAUUCCGAGGAUGAUGAAGGGAGCAUGUUCCAUGGCAUCGACCAGUUGUUCAAUGAGCAUGAAGAUGAGCACAUUGCUGGUGUGUACAUCACAAUCAAGGGGAAGAUAAUGGGGGAUGGGAGCAUCUUCCUCCGGCUGCGCAUCGCCGACAAAGGCCGCACAGGUGAUGACACAGGGCGAGUCCGAAACAUCCACUUCCCGUUCGACGUCGAGGCCGACACCGCGCUGAGCGUCGCCACCGAGAUGGUUGCGGAGCUGGACAUCACCGACCACGAGGUGACCCGCAUCGCCGAGAUGAUCGACGGCGAGGUCGGUGCGCUGCUGCCACACUGGAGGCCAGGUCCUGGCAUGGACGACGACGACGGCGGCGGCGGCGGCAACGCCGAUGCUCCGGACGCGUCAGGCGCUAGCUAUUGCCAGAACUGCCGGUCCAGCGCGUCCUCCAGCGGCUCGCUCGACGACUACAUGUCGGCGGCGGCGCGGCGUGGCUGCCGGUGCGCGGAGCUGCACGGCCGGUUCGAGGAGAUCACGUUCCAAGCUGACGGGGAGCAGGUGCAAUUCCAGGGUUCAGGGUGCAGCUCCGACGAUGGAGGCGGCCGGCCAGGCUGAGCAGUGCGCCAAAGACAAGGAGCUCAUGGACAUGCAUGGUCUGGUACAGAAUGGUAUUACUGAAUGAAUGUUCAGAACAGCCUUGAUUUGCUUUCCUCACAGGAGCAAUCCUGUUUUUUUCCUGAUCGCUAUGAUCAAAGCAAGAUCGAGCAAGUCAUCCGACGUCGAUACGGACCGAAUUUUCGCGUGUCGGUAUGGGAUCAGAGCACCGAUCAGCUUGCUGAUAGGAAAAAAAUUGCGCUUGCACUUCUUUUUAAGUUACGAAUCUCAAAAGGCAUAUAAUUUGAACAGACAAGUGGUUCACUAA